GGUUGGUUGUGCUAGGGAUCAACUGGGAAAGGUUCAUCAGCCCCACAGUAGCGUGUUGACCAGUCAGCAAGUGUACUUUAGUCCUGAACAUUGCUCAGGACCAAAGCAAACUCUCAGUGAACACAUGUUCACCGAGAAGCUAGUACACCUGCCAGUGUGUUGACACUGGGUGAGUGAACACGCCUCCCAGGAGUCCUGUCUGUAGCCUGAGGUGGAAGGCUACAAAAGAAAGAUUUCUGCUACCUGGUGACAUGGCGAUGAAUAUUGAUGACAUUUUGAAGGAGAUAGGGGACUUUGGGCCUUAUCAGAGACGUAUUUACUUUCUGUUGUGUCUUCCAAUAAUAUUUGUUGGCGCAGGGAAUCUAGCUUAUGUGUUUAUUGCUGCAACCCCACAAUAUAGAUGUCUGGUACCUAAAUGUGAUUGCAACAGCACCAGCCCAGUCUAUAAUGAGACCUUUGUUAACUUCACCAUUCCAUACAUCAAUGCAUCUGCAAGCUAUGAUGAAUGCCACCGAUAUCAGCGAUUAGAUGAUGAGGAUUCAUGUUUACCUGAAGAUUACAGUACAAUAAAUAUUACUGACUGCCCUGAAGGACAAAUAUUUGCAGAUGAUAUCUAUAUUUCAACUCUUGUCACAGAGUUUAACCUGACUUGUCACCAUGCAUGGAAAUCCCAGAUGGCUCAGACGGUGUACUUUGCUGGUGUUUUAGUUGGGGCAUUUUCCUUUGGCCUAGUGGCUGACCUGAUUGGACGCAAGCCGACUAUUAUGAUUGGACUCAUCGGUAUGGCAUCAUCUGGAAUAAUCAUAGCACUUGUUACGGGUUUGAGAGCAUUCAAUGUAGUGCGCUUUUUUAAUGCCAUGGUGACAACUGCAGUAUUUCAAACUGCUUUUGUUUUAGGAAUGGAAUUUGUGGGUCCAAGUAAACGGGUGAUGUGUGGAAUUAUUGGGGAGUAUUUCUUCGCACUUGGGGAAGUGCUACUCGGGCUGAUAGCCUGGUGGCUGAAGGACUGGCGAAUGAUACAGCUCAUCAUAUCUGCCCCGGUAUCCUGCUUUGUUUUUUACUGGUGGUUCAUUCCAGAAUCGCCAAGGUGGUUACACGCUCAAGGCAGGGAUCAAAAAGUUGCUGCUCUUCUUGAGAAGGCUGCAAAGGGAAAUGGCAGAAGAAUCCCUCCUCACAUGCUGAGAAAUGACAGCAGUGAGAAUGCUGAUAAUGAUGAACCGGAUGUGAAAAUUAUUAAUGUAGUCACCUUGCUGGAUAUUUUGAAAACUCCUCUCCUCUGCUGCAGAAUGUUCUCCAUGUUCUUCAUCUGGAUUGUCACCACCCUUGUGUACUACGGACUGAGCAUCAACUCGACUAAGCUAAGCUCCAGUAACACCACUUCUUCACCGUAUGUGGACUUCAUAUUCAGCGCCCUUGUGGAGUUGCCAGGCUAUACAUUAGCAUGGAUGGGCAUGAGUUUGUGGGGAAGAAGAGGAUCUUUGGCACUCUCGUUAAUACUAGCAGGCAUAUCAUGUGCUGGAGCAGGGUUUGCCUCUGAGUACAACAAAAAGUAUGUUUUGAUACCUGCCCUUUUUGGCAAGUGUUUCAUCACAUGCGCAUUUGGCAUCAUAUAUGUAUUUGCCUCGGAGAUGUUCCCAACUAGCGUCCGUGGCACCAUAUUAGGGCUGUGCUCCACAUUUGCCCGAAUUGGUGCUAUGUUGGCUCCCUUCUCCAGUGACCUGGAAGAGAUAUAUAUCCCUCUGCCCAUGAUUGUCUUUGGAGUGCUUUCAUUUGUGGCAGGGUUAUUGAAUGUUGUUAUGCCAGAGACUCUACACACCAUACUCCCUGACAGUGUGGCAGAUGCCCUCCAUUUCCGAAAGAUAAAGAGUUCAGCAGUCCAAGACUCAGGGACAACAGAGGAAGAACAGAAUCUUCUGAAUGAUAAUGAAAGCCAAGAUCAUGGAGAACAAGUAGAUGGUUAUGGCAGUGUUGAAGUACUAAAUGAAAAUUCUGUUGAGGAAUAGAGGAAGGGAAUUAUCAGGAGUAAGUGCCAAGCCAUCACGACUAUAUAGCACUUGGAAAAGAUAAGGAUAAGGAUUUGGGAUGGGAUGGGGGAAAGGGAUGGUGCCCAACCACUUGGGGAUUGAAUGCUGACCUGCAUGAAGUGAGACCAGCACUCUACCGUCCAGCCCAAGUGGUUGGGCGUUUGCAAUGAAGAUAUCCUAGCUUUCAUAAUAAUGAUAACUGAAUACAAUACUGUAGUUUGAAAAAUAAUGAAUAUUUAACAUUGUGCAAUAUCAUUUUGGAAUUUGUUGGGUUUGAGGUACUCCAUGUGGGGCUAAAAUAUAUUAUAUUAUGAUGAAAUCAUAGAAAUUACAGUAUACACAAUUAUUCCUCACAAUGUAGUGAGGAAAGUCUUCCUUCUCAUCAGUAUUAGAAUUUAUAUAAAUGAAUAUAUGUUCUCACCUGUGUCUUAAGGGUUUUGAGCGCCAGGUUUUGGGACCAAUUUCUUCGCUACCAGGUGCUUUGCAAUAAUUCCUAACUGAUUUUCUAGUGCUAUAUUGUGCCUGCUUCUACCCUUUUACUUCCCGAAGCAAAUUUUGUUCAAUACCACUUUCUUCUCAUUUAUGGUUUAAUCUGACUUUGAUCCAUUGCAUUAAAAUUAACUUUCAGUAAAUGGUACCUUAUUCAAGUAUCUUUGCUGACUUGAAAUUCACAUAAAGCUUGCCUGUGACACCUUAUUUAGCAAAUGUCUUGUCUUUCCAAGUUUACUGGUGUUAGGUAUAGCAUAAUUUAUUUUUAAAUGCUGUAUUACUGUGUGUAGUUUCUGGCAGGGGCCUCUUCAGUAGCUCCCUAAGCAAAUCGCUAGUCAAGCCAAGCCUUAGGGAAAUGCACUAUGCCCCUGAGACCCACCCUUGCUUGCUUGCUUGCUUGGAGGCCAUGACCAAAAUCUAGCUCUAUAUGAAGCAGGGAAAGCUUUGGGAUUAGGGACCAGCCCAAAUGUUAAGAAAACACUAUAAAGCAUAAGUGAAACAAAGUCUAUUGUUGAAAAAAAAUUUAAGUGUCCUUAGAUAAUAAGGCAAAUGAUUAUUUUCAUGGUGUAAACACCCUUGCCAUUGUUUCUAACUACCACCAGGUGCAGUCCAGGUCACUCGGCCCCUGGCAACCCACCACUUUCCUGAUCACAGCCUCUGAGGCACAGAAUCUUGAAUGGGACUCAUCCUCUGCUUCAUUCAUAAGUGUAGACUAUCCUUGAAAUGUUAGUUCUGUCAGGGCCAUUGCUGUGUUAUUGUUAUAUUUCUCCUCAACAAUUGUGUUUUAUGCCACCCACAUUGUGUGCCCAGACUUUGUAUUUUGCCCUACCUGUAGGCAAGGGUUCCAUUCCUUGGUAGUUGGCUUGUAUUUCACUUGCCCUACCUGCUCUGAGGAGUUGGGGUUCCCUCCUAUAUAAGCUGAAUCCUCUUGAGUCACUUCAUUUUAGGGUAGUGCACAGCAUUUGCGGUGUUGCUAUAUUAACUAUUAUUGUGCCUAACCUAGCUUCUGUGCAUGUUUGGGGCCUUUAAGCUUUUGUGGAAGGUGCCUAUGCCUUUCCCUGCUGAAUGUUUAUGAUUCGGCUUGAGGUUUGUUCAUCAAAGACACUAACCACGUGCACGAGACACUAGCACGUGCCUGGCAUACGUGCUUGUUUGUAUAGACAAUCCGGGUGAUUGGUUUCCCUCAUCCCGGUCUUGUUUGCAUUCUCGAGUGGGGUGUCAUAGCUUACCUAGUUUUCCCAGAGGGGAUCAUGCUUACUGAUUCCUGCGUAAUUUUGUUCUGCCUAUUUUUUCCAGGUUUGGCCCUUCCUCUAUUUUCUUUCUCUUGGUCACCUGUUUUUUGUCGAGGCUGGUGAGUGAGUUUGGGAUUUGCCUGCUGUGGACUCGACUUUUCCCCUCGUGUACCCAGA
Procambarus clarkii (red swamp crayfish) is the source of this 3922-nucleotide messenger RNA. RefSeq names its product organic cation transporter protein. Gene Ontology annotation, biological process: transmembrane transport. Gene Ontology annotation, cellular component: membrane. Gene Ontology annotation, molecular function: transmembrane transporter activity. The record is from RefSeq and is a predicted model, not a curated record. NCBI's taxonomy places the organism in Eukaryota, Metazoa, Arthropoda, Malacostraca, Decapoda, Cambaridae.